AUGACUGUUUGCCGAAUCACAUCAUCCGGAUCACUGGAAACCGUAAGCAUAGAAUUUCUAAACUAUGCUGCAUAUGUGCUGAUGUUAGAUGUGGUGGUGACGUCGGCGCCGGCCAACGAGGCGGAGCUGCAGCUGUUCCGCGUGAUGCAGCGCGCGUCGCUGCUCGCCUACUACGACACGCUGCUGGAGAUGGGCGGCGACGACGUGCAGCAGCUGUGCGACGCAGGCGAGGAGGAGUUCCUGGAGAUCAUGGCGCUGGUGGGCAUGGCCUCCAAGCCGCUGCACGUGCGCCGCCUGCAGAAGGCGCUGCAGGAGUGGGUCAGCAACCCAGCGCAGUUCCAGACGCCGCUGGUGCCUACGGCGGCGGGCGCGGCGCCGCCGCUGCCCUUUCCGGUGGUGUCUCCGCCGCUGCAGCUGGUGCCGCACCACCCGCCCCCGGCCACCCGCCCCCGCCGGCGCCCGCGCUCACGCACUCGCCGCGGCACCCGCCCGCGCUGCACCCGCCGCCCCCCGGCGGGCCCCGCGCUGCUCCUGCCAACGCUGGGCCCCGCGGCGCGCAGCCCGCCCGGCGGCGCCGCCCCCGCGCCCGCCCCUGCCACGCUCAACAACCACGGCAGCCCCGGCGGACCACCCCUGCCACAC
This is a messenger RNA of Gryllus bimaculatus (two-spotted cricket), 642 nucleotides long. The record is from the annotation of a GenBank genome assembly. NCBI's taxonomy places the organism in Eukaryota, Metazoa, Arthropoda, Insecta, Orthoptera, Gryllidae.